UCUCACUGCCCCUCCUCCCCUAGCUCUGGGAGCCUCUGCCUCAGGCAGCAGGAAAUAGGGUUCCGGGAGUGGAUUAGUUUUGGGUUUCACUUAAUCUGGGAGGCCCUUCCGCAAUUGGAGCCCUCACAGGUGACAAACUGAUAUAAAUCUGCUUAGGAGGCCUGAUUCAGAGUUGCAGGAUGGAGCCAGGCGGGGGAGCCAAGCUGCUGUGGCUGCUGCUGCUUCUGCGGGCGACGCAUUUCCCAUGUGCACAGGCAGAUGGCUGGAACGGCUACGCGGCGGUCAUCGAAGUGACCAACGGGGGUCCCUGGGGCGACUGGGCCUGGUCUGAGAUGUGUCCUGACGGAUUCUUCGCCAGCGGGUUCUCGCUUAAGGUGGAGCCUCCCCAGGGCAUUCCUGGCGAUGACACUGCACUGAAUGGGAUCAGGCUGCACUGCGGGCGCGGGAACGUCCUAGGCAACACGCACGUGGUAGAGUCGCAGUCUGGAAGCUGGGGCGAAUGGAGUGAGCCGCUGUGGUGUCGCGGCGGCGCCUACCUAGUGGCUUUCUCGCUUCGCGUGGAGGCACCCACGACUCUCGGUGACAACACAGCAGCGAACAACGUGCGCUUCCGCUGUUCAGACGGCGAGGAACUGCAGGGGCCUGGGCUGAGCUGGGGAGACUUUGGAGACUGGAGUGACCCUUGCCCCAAGGGCGUGUGCGGCCUGCAGACCAAGAUCCAGGGACCUAGAGGCUUCAGCGAUGACACUGCGCUGAACGACGUGCGCUUAUUCUGCUGCGUCAAUUGAACGGGGCCGCCGCCACCGCCGCUCUCUCCCGGGCCAGGAGGCUAGUCUCACUUCCUGCUAUUAAAGCUUCUCCGAAUUGA
This is a messenger RNA of Piliocolobus tephrosceles (Ugandan red Colobus), 868 nucleotides long. It is a transcript of the gene VMO1, whose product is annotated as vitelline membrane outer layer 1 homolog. The transcript is spliced from 3 exons. NCBI's taxonomy places the organism in Eukaryota, Metazoa, Chordata, Mammalia, Primates, Cercopithecidae. The record is from RefSeq and is a predicted model, not a curated record. The coding region runs from base 180 to 788 and encodes 202 amino acids.